This is a messenger RNA of Stylophora pistillata, 2793 nucleotides long. Its product is annotated as potassium voltage-gated channel subfamily A member 1. The record is from RefSeq and is a predicted model, not a curated record. Gene Ontology annotation, biological process: action potential; protein homooligomerization; potassium ion transmembrane transport. NCBI's taxonomy places the organism in Eukaryota, Metazoa, Cnidaria, Anthozoa, Scleractinia, Pocilloporidae. Gene Ontology annotation, molecular function: delayed rectifier potassium channel activity. Gene Ontology annotation, cellular component: membrane; voltage-gated potassium channel complex.
CGCAAGUUGCUGAAAAGGACAUUGAUUUUCUCAGCAUAAAACUGAUUUGAACCAAUGACGAACCACUUACUUUGUUAAUGAAAGAGUAAGAUAACUUGCAUUUCACUGUAGAACUUCUGACGGAGCGGUCUUUGUGAAACAAGCGUCCAGCGUAAUGACACAUAUGUUUAUUACGAAUGAGCUCAUGAAUUUCAAAUGACUUUUAGCUUUUGAAGGAAUGAGAGCGUUACAAAUACAUAAUUAGAGUACCAGAGACGAGUUGGACAUGGAAAGACUUCGCAUUACAGGCCAGAGUUCUAACGAAAAUGAAGCAGAAGUGGUGGCAGUCAAGAACAGAGAUGACAAGUUCUGUCAUGAAAGGAUCGAUUGGAACGCUGUAAACAGAGGGCCAAGGAUUGUUAUAAAUGUUUCUGGGCAGCGAUACGAGACUUACGAAAAGACGCUUGAAUUAUUUCCUGAUUCACUUCUUGGGGAUAAAGAAAGAAGAAAGGACUUUUACGAUCCUGUUAAUAAUGAAUUCUUUUUUGACCGUAACCGUAUUUGCUUCGAGUCGAUACUAGCUUACUAUCAAACAAACGGAAUUCUUAUUAUGCCGCCAAGUAUUCCACGGAAGGUAUUUCUAAGCGAUGUUCGCUUCUUUGAUCUCGGACAAAAGGCUUUGCUUCAAGCUGGUGAAGGACUGGAACAGCCUGUCGAACAAAAUAAACGACUCUUACCAAAGAACAAAAUACAGAGAAAAGUAUGGGAGUUGUUUGAACAUCCAGACACUUCGAAUUUCGCACGAGGAAUCGCCAUUUGGUCCGUUUGUAUAAUUAUAUUAUCAAUAGCUCUUUUCUGCGUAGAGACUUUGCCGCAGUUUCAGGAGGAGCCAUCCAAAACAAUUAAUGGCACAGUCAUUUCGUUUGCAUCGAAAAAGAAAACAGAUAACCCAUUCUUCCUCAUUGAAGCAUUUUGCAUCACCUGGUUUACAUUAGAGUAUGUAAUUCGUUUUAUUUUUAGCCCAAACAAGUGGAAAUUCUUUAUUUCAGUGUUAAAUAUGAUUGACUUGGUUUCCAUUAUACCGUUCUAUAUAACUUUGCCCAUGGAGGAUUCAGGUAACGUUUCGUCACUCGCAGUUCUUCGCUCCGUCCGUCUCGUGCGAGUCUUUCGGAUUUUCAAACUGUCGCGUUACUCGCGUGGACUUCAAAUUCUGGGACACACUCUGAGGGCGAGCUUGAGAGAGCUAGGCCUUCUGUUCUUCUUCCUCUGUAUGGGAGUUGUUCUGUUCUCCAGUGCUGUCUACUAUGCAGAAAUCAGCAAUGAGGAUGAAAAUGAUUUCCUGAGCAUUCCUCAUUCAUUUUGGUGGGCGAUUAUAACCAUGACUACUGUGGGCUAUGGAGACAUAACACCCAAGACUCUCGGUGGGAAGUUAGUUGGCUGUUUCUGUGCCAUCACAGGUGUAUUAGCCAUUGCUUUACCAGUGCCAGUCAUAGUCUCGAACUUCGCUUACUACUACUCCAAAGAGAAUGAUGGAAGUCAUUCAAACAUGAAUGAUGAGGAUGAAGACGACGAAUUAGAACAGGAAGAUGAGCCAGUGAACAAAGACGACAAAAAAGUAAAGAAAAAAAUCUCAUUCAAUUGUACUGCAAAAAAAUGUCGAAAACAUAGAGGCAAUGAUACAAUACAAAUAAAGAGAAAACGAAAAUGUGGAACGGUGAAUUAUCCUGACACGAUGUAUAAUGCAAUAGAUUCGAACGCAAACAAGGAUCAUCAAAAUGGAUUGGCAAACGCUAAUUCAGUUAGGGACAAAAACGAUCAACAAAGCCACGAAGAGAAGACUUCUAUGUCGCAGGUGGAGACAAUCGUCUAAACACAUUCAGGAAUAAAGGAAAUGCCUUACAUAACGAUAUAUGGCAAGAGAGACAUCACAUGUCCAGUCGGCCCACAGUUACCUGGCUGAAUACCACAAUGAGGUUGAUAUGACGGCCAACUCUGUUUUCCUUAGUAAGCGCAUCUAUCCAUACAGGGUUUUCCAUAAGUGGCAGUAGUCAGUAUGACCACAAAAGGGCCGCUCAAAUCUUCCCAGUGAAAUCAUAGCAGAUGGUGGUAAGAAAUCUUUUGAGGCCUUAUCAACGGCGGUUUUAACCGAACUUUAUUGAGACCCAUUUUUCUCUCUCCUUGUCGAGGAAGUGUUAUUCGGAUGAUAACAAUAGAAAAUUUCAGCUCAGGUACAACCAGCUGUGACCAUUUUCCGUUUACUAAAGACUUUCGUUCUUCGUUGUCUUCCAGAAGAGCUUAUAAAGGAGAAAGACGUGUUUUCCUUUAAUUAACACGGUUUACCGUAAUCAAGACUAUGCGCGAAACACAAAAGAUUUGUUUAAAUUUUUGUUAAAAUUUCCGUUGUGUAGAUAGAAGUUAGGUUUCGGGAGAGGUGAUGGCAAAAAACAAGACGAGAGUUUUUCCUGCUUGGCCGGUGGCUUUAGAACUUUGAACUGCAAGGCAUUGCAAAUCAUGCCGCUUAGUCUUUUGUGUUUGACAUGUCAAACAAAUAAAUACCGAACUACCACAAACCUGUUUCAGUUACGUGAAGUUAAACCUUAUGAUUUGCUCCUUCCUUACACUAUUAAUGUUUGCCUCCAUUAGGAAACAACCUACCCAAUUCUUUGAUAAUUUGGUCACAGUUAAAAUUGCCACCAUAGAUAAUUUCUUUAGCUGACAUAUAUAAUGUGCGUCGUCUGAGCGAAUUUCUGUGGCAUCGUAAUCUUUGCAUGCGUUAACUUUUCAUUUGUUAUUUUCUCUGUCAACUGCAGCAAA